This is a messenger RNA of Macrobrachium nipponense, 6372 nucleotides long. Its product is annotated as cell adhesion molecule Dscam2-like. Gene Ontology annotation, biological process: cell-cell adhesion. The record is from RefSeq and is a predicted model, not a curated record. Gene Ontology annotation, molecular function: protein binding. NCBI's taxonomy places the organism in Eukaryota, Metazoa, Arthropoda, Malacostraca, Decapoda, Palaemonidae.
UGAGUCUGUGACCCCGUAGUUGCUGGCGUCAGUGUCAUUCGCACGUGUUUUCUUUCUGGACUGCCAUUCCCUUUGGCGCCUGAUUGCUAUUCCAUGGCAUAGCCACUCCAUUGGUAGAUCAUGUGAUGUACUUUAUACUGGUGCAGCUAAAGCGAGUUGGAAAAACAAAACUUGUCGCUUCCAGUGAGCUUUUCUUGCUAAAGUUUGCGAACGUGUUAAAAUGUGGAAAUGCUGAAUUAAUGGAAAAGUCUUUGAUCUUUUGACAUAAUAAAGACUUUUGUCAUGGAUCGGUACUCGAAAACUAAUUACCAUUUUAAGAUGUUUGAAAAAGUUCGUAUUACUGUGACGUUAUAUCUUUUGGUUACCACCUCUCUGACAGGAGGCUCAAGCGGCGGCGAUGCAGGUGGGCCGAGGCUGACAGUGACCCCGCCCUCUCAUGUGGUGUUUUCCUCCGAGACUGGAGUUGUGGUGGGCUGCGUGGCGGAGGGCUCUCCGCCUCCCACCGUCACGUGGGUUACGCGAGAGGGACGCCCACUCCCUAAUUACUCUCCAUUCAUCGACAUUCUGGCUAAUGGAUCUCUAGUGCUCAGGCCAUUUCAACCUGACAGGUACAGAGCUGAUGUUCACGCAGCUACGGUGAGAUGUCGAGCUUCCAACGUCCAUGGCACUGUCAUCUCUCCACCAGUGACACUUCAAGCAGUUGUUUGGCAAGAAUUCAUCAUCAGAGCCGAGGGUGGGCGAGCAAUUAUUGGUGGCUCUGUAUUACUGAAAUGUCUCAUUCCUGCCCACUUGUCCAAAGUAGUUACGCCGACAGCUUGGGAGAUGUCUACACAUACCAUCUAUCCUACCUCAACACCUGAAGGUCGAUAUCUGAUGGUUGGCACCACUGGAGACUUACUCGUCCGAGGGGUUACUCACGAAGACGCCUUCGCCGAAUUCAAGUGUCGGGUGAGAGAUCGGGUUAAUGGCGGACGUGAGAUGUCAUCCAGGGAGCCAGCCAAGAUUCUUGUGCUUGAACACGGGGAACCUUCUAGGCCUUCCAUUGUGGACCAACAGCGCUCUGUGACAGUUCCUGAAGGAGCUCCUCUCGUCCUGCCCUGUAUAGCCACUGGAAGUCCCACUCCAACGGUCAACUGGAUUAACUAUAUGGGUACUGGUCUCCGAACCGGUAUAGGGGGUCAUACCAUGGGUCACCUAAAUAAUCAGCACUUAGGUCCUGCCAUUGGGUCAGAUGUCCUCGUCAUUGAAAGCGCUCAAACCUCUGAUAGUCGGAGUUACACCUGUGCAGCUAAUAACUCUGUAGGAACUGACCAGGUCACGGUAGAUGUCGUGGUUGAGCCGCGCUUGACGGUUUCCGUGACUCCGCCUAAGGUCAAGAUUGACUUGGGUGGCACUGCAACCUUCUCCUGUAGAGUUUCUGACCCGGCAGCAGCUGUAACUUGGUUCUAUAAUGGGUCCCCCAUCAAUGGCAAUGGCAGAAUAGUCGCAGCAGGAGGCCAACUCAUCAUAUCAAGCGUGACCCGAGAUGACCCGGGGAUGUACCAGUGUCAGGCAUCCAGGUCGACAAGGGCCGCCCAGCAGGCGUCACAGCUGAUCCUGGCAGAUUCCAAACCAGUCCUGCAAUACAGGUUUAUAGAGCAGACGAUCCAACCGGGUCCUUCGGUGUCCCUGAGGUGCUCUGCUGUAGCAAAUCCGAUGCCUACAAUUACCUGGACACUUGAUGGACUGCCUAUCCCUCAAUCGGACAGGGUGGUUGUGGGUGUCCAAGAGGGAAGCCGAGGAGAGGCCGUAGGUCAUGUCAACAUUUCUCACACAAGAGUUGAAGAUGGCGGCAGAUACCAGUGCACAGCUUCAAACGUCGCUGGAACAGUUUACCAUAGAGCUAGUCUUAAUAUUUAUGGGUUACCUGUAGGACGCCCACUGGCCACGGUUACGGCUGUGUCCGGUCAAAUGCUCGAACUGAGGUGUCCCGUAACUGGUUAUCCUCUCCACACGUUUACGUGGAAUAAAGAUGGGGAAGGCAUCGUUGAAAGUCUUGGGCGGAGAAUCGACACCGACGGAACGUUGAUCCUGGAGCGAGUGAGUCGUCCGUCAGAUGCCGGAGUUUACACCUGCACCGCCUCCACCAAGCAAGGCCGGGCAGCCACUGGGUCUGCUCAGGUCUCCGUCCUGGUACCUCCCCGUAUAGAAUCCUUUUCGUUUACGGAAGAUUUAUCAGAGGGCAUGAGAACUCAGGUGAUGUGUGGCGUCAGCCAAGGGGACCCUCCCAUCAAUAUAGAAUGGUUGAAAGAUGGGCAUCCUUUCCCUAAGGAUGGUCCACCUAACAUUCAGGUCAUGAGCUUAGGCGAUUUCUCGAGUGUGUUGGCCAUAAGUUCUUUGACUGCAGGGCACUCAGGCCGAUACACUUGCCAGGUUCGAAACGCAGCAGCCAUAGAGCGCUACACAGCUACACUCACCGUCAAUGUGCCCCCAACAUGGGUACUGGAGCCCAGAGAUAGUCACGUCAUUCGGGGUCAGUCUCUUGUAGUCGACUGCGCUGCCAGAGGAUACCCGGAGCCCUCCCUCAUCUGGAAGAAGAAAGUUGGCAGUGGAUCUGACGCCUUCAGGAGUGUUGAACUGGUGAGACCGAGGGCCGAGCACCUCUCUAACGGCUCUCUUUACAUCGCUGGGGCUGAGCCAGAGCAUGCUGGUACCUACGUCUGCCAUUCUUCUAAUUCGGUGAAUCAAAUAUCGUCAACCAUCAACAUUUCGGUGAACUCUGCUCCAUACUUCCUGGGAGGAACAAGCUCAGAGGAGAUCCGCGCAGGAGAAAUGGCCGUCCUUGAAUGCCGGGUGAAGGGCGAUGCACCACUGACUCUCAACUGGGCUUUCCGGGGGGCGCCUCUCCAUCACACUUCAAGAUAUAUAGAAAACGAAAAGGUUGACCCAGAGGGCACCUCCGUAGGGAAGAUCGAAAUCUUGUCAGCCUCUCAGGCUGAUGCUGGAGAUUACACCUGCACUGCCCAAAACGACUUCGGGAGGAAUUCUCGCAUCAUUACUCUCAGCGUGCAUGAGCCUCCUUCACCGCCUCGAGGACUUCAAGUGAUCUGGAGGGGCUCCAGAUCAGUGAGAAUAUCUUGGGCUGUCCCCGAACCUUCCCCCUCCUCGUACGUCCUUCAGUACCGAGAGGCUACCGAGGGCUGGAGUGAAUCCCGCGAACUGACCAUCCAGGCGGGGGGUUUUACUCCUUCUGGAGGAGUUGAAAUUUCGCCCCUCAUUCCCGCCGCCAGCUACAUCGUCAGGGUAUCCGCUGUCAACCACCUGGGAAGAUCCGCAGCAUCAGAGGAGCUCAGAUUUACCACGUCACCCGAAAAGCCAGGGGCUGCACCCGUAGACGUCCGUGCAGAGGCCACUGGACCUCGGGAGGUAAAAGUAUCUUGGAGGCCUCCUCCCAAAUAUCGUGCACAUGGGACCAUAUUAGGAUUCUACCUGGGUUACGCACCCGUGCUCACCCACACAAGUUCAACAGGGAGUCCCCAGUACAACUUUACGACGGUGGAGAGGUCUCAGGGCUUACGAACAGUUGAAGAAGGCUUGAGAUCUGAUGGAGAGGUCAUAAGAGCUGGGACAGACACUGCAAGGGUCAUAGGAGCCCCAAGUGGCCUUGGCGGAAGUGUGGGACCAACUACGGAAAGUCUGUGGGUUGUCAAAAUUGGGGGCCUCCAGCCUUACACCAAAUACCAUGUUGUCGUACAAGCCUUCAACAGCGAGGGGUCGGGUCCAUUGAGUUCCCCUGUGGUUGUCACGACGAGGGAGGAUGUUCCCGGAGGCCCCCCGCUCGAUUGCAGGUGUAAUAGUCUAUCUUGGGACAGCGUCCAAGUUUCUUGGGGAGCACCGGAUCCAAGGCUCCAUCACGGAAUCCUGAAAGGAUACAGGUUCGAGUACGAAAGAUGGGAUGGCUGGAGUGAUACCGUGCAAACGUCGCAAACAACGUCAUUGACAGCGGUCGUGACUGGCCUAGAAGCUGCUACUAACUACAGCGUGAGGGUGCGGGCUUAUAACAGUGCUGGGGACGGGCCUUGGUCACUCUCAAUAGUUUGCACGACGCAUGAGGACGUACCGGGACGUGUGGCAGCCAUAAAAGCUGUUGUCUCCAGUCCCUAUUCCUUCAUAGUGUCCUGGUCUCCGCCGACAAAGCCUAAUGGCUACAUUGUGUCCUAUAAAGUCACGUGGAGAGUCGUCAGUGCGAGGAUAGAGGGGGGGGGUCGAGGCACCGAAGGCAUUAGUACAUUGGCCGGCACGGAGACAUUUAUCAAGGUGGAAAAUGUCCAAGGGAGGCUUGUUGAGGUUGAAGUGGUUGCAGCAACCCGUGAAGGAGAGGGCCCACCAACUGCUGCUCGUGUAACCCUUACCAAUAGUGUUCCAGCAGCCAUUUUCUCCACUUCUGUAUCCAUCAAAUCCAAAAAAGGAGAUGAUGUGACCUUACCCUGUGGCCACGUGGGUGAUCCACAACCAUCAUUGGUGUGGACUUACCAAAACAGACAAGUUAGCCAAGAGGGAAGGAUGGUCAAGAGUGACGGAGGUCUUCUGAUUCAGGAUGUGCAGAGGCAAGAUUCAGGCAACUAUACGUGUACCGUCAGCAACAGUCAUGGUUCUGAUCAUCUAACGCACCAUUUGACUGUCUUAAUUCCCCCGUCAGCUCCCUUGGUACUGGCUUCGUCUUCAUCAGAGAGCAGUGUUCAAGUUCAGUGGAAACCUGGAGAUGAUGGUGGCUCCCCCGUCAUCCGAUAUUCACUCUAUUAUCGAAAGGACCACGGGGCUUGGACUCAGAUGAAUCUUCACCGGCACGCAAACUCCCAUGCACUCAAAGGUUUAGAAUGUGGGUCGCGGUACCACAUCUACGUCGUGAGCCACAACGCUGUGGGUGUAAGCCCAAGCAGCAGCACCGCCGUCGUCAGGACUCUCGGAGGACCUCCCCAGCCCCCGCAACCACAGCAAUUCUUCUCAGUCAACUCCUCCAGCAUAGCCAUUUUCCCGAAAGCGUGGAGAUCUCACGGAUGCCCCAUUUCCCACUUGGUGUUAGAGUAUCGCCAAUACAGUGACAAACAUUGGAUUCAAGUGUCUAGCGGAUGGCCAAAGGAAAAUCGAGUAGAUGUUGGCGGCUUGGGGCCAUCUACCCGAUACGACCUCAGAGCAACAGCGGUAACAAGCGCAGGUUCCACAACCCACAGUUAUUCCUUUACAACGUUAACUGCUGCCGGAGAAGUCUCACCUGUGUGGUCCGAAGACGGUUGGAGACAAUGGGGGUCGCUGAGGGUUUUGCUGCCUCUCCUGACCUCAGUUAUCGCCCUCGCUUCGUCUCUGACCCUCGUUUGCUACUGCUUUAGGAGAAAAAUAAUUCCUGGAGGGAACGGAAAAGAGGCGGCAGAUGGAGAGAGGGACAAGCGUGGUUCGAGCAGUGACGUCAUGGACAACAAGCAUAACAUGGCCCAGAGGGAACAAUACUAUGCCACCAUCAAGAAGGCUAAUCACAGAGACAAUCAGAGUGAUACUGCUCCAGAAGACGCUGACGACAUUUAUCCGUACGCCACUUUCCCAUCAUCCAACCAGGCUAAUCCGGAUUCCAGUCACAUUCCCAUGAUGCCAAUAUACCAAACACAUAAUUACGAAAAGAACGAAACUUACGGCGAGAGUAAACAAAACAGAGACAGCCGUGCACGGGGCCAGUUCAUCAGUCGAAGCCGAAGUCGAAGCCGAGGGGGCGUUGCUGACAGCGAUGACUAUAAGAUGUUAGGAUCCGAGACCGAAACCGAAUACGGCGGAGUCUCUUCAAGAACGGAAUCCUCCAACCAGUUGGACGACAUCCCAUCCAUACGUGACCAGUCGGUCUAUAGCAGGGACUCGGUCUACUCUGGUGAUAGCGCAAGAACCGUACCAAUCAAGGACCCACGAGAUGCAGGGUUCCCGAAGGAGAGGGAGGGCGCUCGCAACGCCGCCAGCCAGGGAUUCCAGCAAAGGAUUCACCACAACCUGCUGUACCACGCCGAAUCGAGCACCUCCCCUGAACCCUCCCCCACCACUGAACGAAAGUCCUUUCUCCGUCACGCAAGAGCAAGGUCCCGUGUGACAGCCGAGGGCGUGAAGGCUGUGCUGGGAGGGCUCCAUGUGAAUGCAGCGGCAACGCCUCCUGCGGCCAUGCCUCCGUCCUACCCUGGGGUCGUGGGGCACCACCUCUCAGGGCGCCCCAACCGCAGAGGCCCAAGCCAAGACCCGCCGGAGGUGAGUGAGGCGGAGUGUGAUCGCGACAUCCUUCCGCCCCCUCGACGGUAUAGUGACGCCAAGUUCAAAGGACGAAAUUCGGGUGAUUAUUCAAUUGAUGUUUAAGAGAAAAUG